This is a messenger RNA of Pyricularia oryzae 70-15, 11784 nucleotides long. RefSeq lists its product as uncharacterized. The record is from RefSeq and is a predicted model, not a curated record. Lineage: Eukaryota; Fungi; Ascomycota; Sordariomycetes; Magnaporthales; Pyriculariaceae. Bases 1 to 11784 code for a protein of 3927 amino acids. The transcript is spliced from 3 exons.
AUGCUUCGCCUCGUGUUCACCAUAUACCUCCUCCUCUUGUGCCAAGUCCUCGCUCACUGGGACACCAGUGCGUGGGGUCAUGGCUGGAGGGAAAGAAACCACAGCAGCAACGGCUGGGGUGGCUGGAGAGGAUGGGCGAGCCCGCGGAUUACGCAGGGAAAGGCGAGUCUGGACACAGGAUCCCUGGACGAGAGUCCCAUGACGUUGAGCCCGCAAGAAAUAACCGUUCAACAGGAUGCUGCGCAGACAAUCAGCCCUCAGGAAGCUGCCGUACCAGUUGUUGCUACCCAGGAUGACAGCCUCAAGGCGCGGGAUGCUCAAGCUCAAAGGCCAACGGCUGUCCCUCCGCCAAAAGACGAUAAAUGGGAAGGCGGCUUCUGGGGACCCGGCAGCUGGUGGAGAGGCCUUCCGUGGGGAAGGGGAAGGCGUGGCAGAUUCGGCCGGCCAGAAGAUGAUAGCCAGCCAACGGAGACGUCACAAACCGCUGCGGAUUCUCUUCCACUCUCUGCCAAUACCUCAAGCAUCGCCACCACUCAGCUUGCCAAUUCUACAGCAACUGUUACUGAAACGGCAGAAACCUCAUUAGCUUCGACAUUGGACCAAGAGCCCGAACCUACCACUCUGAUAGUCGAUGAGAACGCCAAGGAAGAGUUCAGCACUGUUAUCGACAAUGUCGACCAGGAUUCGUCCGGCCUGUCCAGCAAAGAGCGUCGAGCCCUCGGCCUGAUAGUCACCCCAGUAGUCGCCCUCCCCGGCGUGACCCUGACUGCCAGCGUGGGACUGGCAGUCCAGACCUCUUCCGGCCAGCUACCUGUCAGCGUGGGUCUCUGCAUCGGUCUGAACCAGCCCGUCGGGUGCCCCGGAGUCUCCGCGCCGACGUCUGCUUCUACCACUUCUCGCACCACAACCCUUGCAGUCGUGCAGUCACUGGCGACACCAGCCCUAGUUUCGUCCGUCGCCACGCCGGUCUUGAGCGCUAGCAUCGUGACCACGACCCGCCUGACCAGCGUUGUUGCCCAGAUCGGCACGCAGACGGUCACAGUCCCGGCCAUCAUUGCCAGCCAGUCUCUCGUGGCCCCUACGUCGAGCGCGUCGCUGGCGUUGGGCGGGAUCGGCCUACCGCCUCUGCCCACGCUGACACUCGCCGUGUCGUCCCAGGUGAACGCCGUCUCCAGCGUGCUCUCGGGUGAGGUCUCGGUGGCGACUGCGCUCCUAGGCGGCCUGACCGGGCUGUUUCCCGUGGCAGCGCCGACCUCGGCGGUCAGCUUGCAAGUCCCCGUGAUAUCAGGCCACCUCUCGUCCGCAACCUCGCUGCUGGGCGGCCUGUCGACGCUCGCUCCCCUGGCCGUCAGCUCCCAGCUCUCCCAGAUCUCCGGCCACCUGUCCUCGGCCACGUCUCUCCUCGGGGUCUUGACCUCCUCCGCCGUCGUGCCGCUGCCCACCGCCAACCCGUCGCUGCUCGCCAGCCUGGUCAGCUCACAGGUGUCGGAGCUCUCGGCCCGCAUCUCCACGGCCAACUCCAUCCUCGCCUCCCAGGCCCUGCCUACAAACCUGCUCCCCACGGCCGUGGUCCCGUCGCUGUCCGCCGCCACGUCCCUGGUCGGCGGCCUGACCUCCCUCGCUGCGCCCGUGACCAUCGCCACCGCGCUGCCCGUCAACCCCACGAGUCUCGCGGCGGCCUUGAGCUCGCAACUGGGCAGCCUUUCUCUGCAGCUGUCGUCUGCGAGCUCGCUGCUUGGCGUGGUCACCUCCGCCGCAGCGGCCGUUCCCACCGCGACGGCCCUGCUUGGUGGCGGCAUCGGUGGCAUCGGCGAUGGCCUAGGAGGGAUCUUGUCGUCGGCUGCGUCCGCCGUGGGCGGGAUCGUCUCUGGUGGCGCCAGUGUCGUUCCGACCGCCGCUGUGGUGCCUGGUGUCUCUGGGCUUGUGUCGCUGGGAGCAUCACUGGGGAGCGGAACCCUCUCUGUCGGGGCCAAUAUUCUGCCGACUGGGCUUUCGGUAUCGGGGGUUCCUGUGGUUGUGCCCUCGGGAACGCCCGUGCUGGGUGCUACUGCUGUUAUCGGGGGCAGCAUCGUCCCGACUGGCAUCUCCAUCUCCGGGGUCGGCGUGCUGCCUGUCGCUACAUCGAUAUCGUUGGAAGGAGGUGGCAUCGUCCCGACCGGUGUCUCUGUUCCAGGAGUUGGAGUAGUGUCUGUGGCAACCUCGCUGCUGGGUGCUGGUGGCAGCAUAGUCCCAACUGGGGUCUCCAUCUCCGGAAUUGGAGUGGUGCCCGUCGCUACCUCGCUGGUGGCUAAUGUCCUCCCCACCGGCUUGUCCGUCUCUGGCACUCUAGGAGUUGUUCCAACUGGAGAGCCGCAGGUAGGCACCACUGGCGCUGUCGGGGGCAAUAUUAUCCCAACUGCCAUCUCGGUGCCUGGACUCGGUGCUUUGCCGGUGGUCACCUCGUUGGUCGGGGGCAGCGUCGUUCCAGUUGGGGUGUCUGUCACUGGAGUUGGUGUCUUGCCUGUUGCCACGACAGUGGUUUCAGGUAAUGUCAUUCCGACCGCGGUAUCGAUUCCCGGACUCGGUCCCGUCCCUAUUGCCACCUCACUGCUCGGGGACAUUGUCCCAACCGGAAUUCCGCAGUCCGGACUCUCCGAGGUGCUGUCUGUUGCAACAUCGCUACUGGGCGGCCUGACCUCCAGCGGGGCUGGUAUCCUGCCCACCGCCACACCACAGGCUGGUAUCCCAGGCAUAAUCUCUUCUUUGAACUCGCAGCUGGGAAGCCUCACAUCUCUCGUCGCUGCACUGCCAACGAACGAGCCUGCCGUUUCCGGGUUGGUGUCAUCUGUAGCUUCACAGAUUGCCAGCUUGACGUCGGUCGUUAACAAUCUUCCCGUAGAGACGGCUGGCGCUGGGGUUCCUGCGGUCGGUCUCCCGGGUACCUUGUCGCUGGGUGGCCUCACCUCAGCUGGUGUCAGCGGGGUUCCAACUGCUGGAGUGCUCCCCUCUGGCGUGCCUGAUGUUAUCUCUUUGGCAACAUCGCUUUUGGGUGGCCUGCCCUCUGGUGGCAUCAACCCGGUGCCCACCGGAACAGGACUGCCACUGCCUGAUGCCUCUGGUAUCUUGUCUUUGGCGACGUCUCUGCUUGGCGGUCUGCCUUCUGGUGGUGUAGGAGCUCUCCCAACUGUCACGCCCUUGCCAGGUCUCCCAACCGAUGUCAACCUCCCAAUUUCUGAUGCCACCCAGGUACUGUCGUCAUUGACAUCUCUGCUUGGAGGUCUGACGCUACCGGGUGGCGGCCUUGCCCUGCCGACAGGAACAUCUCAGCCCGACGUCUCAGGCAUCCUAUCAGCAGCGACGUCCCUUCUUGGCGGUGUAACCUCUGCCGGCGGCGUGGCUCUGCCGACAGCCACGGACAUCUCGUUCGUUCCUGUGGGCCAGAUCAACUCGCAGCUGUCUGGCAUCUCUGGACUUUUGUCUUCGGCUACGUCCAUCAUCGCGGGCAUUACCGCUUCCGGUGGCCUCGCCCUGCCCACCGAAGGCCCGCUCCCAAGCGAUGCUGCCGGCCAGAUCGGCUCGCAGAUUGCAGUAAUCUCUGGCAUUCUCUCCUCGGCCACCUCCCUGGUCGGAGCUCUCCCAACUGGCAGCGCCGACCUGCCCACCGGAACACUUCCACUGGUGAUUCCAACGGCGGAAAUCGGCUCGCAGAUUUCCGAAAUCUCCCAGUUCUUGUCGUCUGCUACAGCUGUGGUAGGCGCCGUGCCAGUUGCCAGCAUUGUUUCAAACGUUGGCGGUGGUGCUUUACCGACAGAUUUACCGGCUCCUGCUGUCUCGUCGCUUCUUUCUGCUGCAACGUCCCUCCUGGGAGACCUGAGCGGCGCCGCCACCACGCUCCAAGUCACACUGCCCGACGGAGUCAUACAGACCGUCACAGGCCUCGUGAACUCUCAGGUUGCCACCAUCACCACGGACAUCCUGGGUUUGCCGACCGUCUUGACCACGACGCAAGAUCUCAACGCACAACUGUCAAACAUCUUGUCAGCGGCCACGUCGCUCCUUGGAGAGGCUCCGGUUCCCAAUCCGACAGCAGGGGUUACGCCUUUGGACGGGACGUUGCAGAGUUUGACUAGCCAGCUGGGCUCACUGGUGGCGACAGUUACCACGGAAAUUGCUGGUCUUCCCACCACUUUGACAACCCUCGACCUCCCGACCGGCCAGGUUCUUGACCCUCCGGGCGUGGCAUCCCUGAUCAGCUCGCUGCUUGGAGGCUCCGGCCCUAUUCCGACAUCUUUGACACUUCCAGGCGGGAUAGUCGAGACCCUUACCGGUCAAUUGGAUUCACUGGUAGCGACAGUCACCACGCAAAUCUCUGGCUUGCCCACCACUUUGACGGCCCUCAACAUCCCGACCGGCCAGGUUCUUGACCCUUCAGGCGUGGCAUCCCUGAUCAGUUCAUUGCUUGGCGAACCUGUUCCUAUUCCGACAUCUGUUACCCUUCCAGGGGGAAUCGUCGAAACCCUCACCGGUCAGUUGGACUCACUAAUAGCUACAGUCACCACGCAGAUCGCUGGCCUGCCCACCACUCUGACGGCCCUCAACCUACCGACUGGUCAAGUUGUUGAUCCUUCAGGCGUGGAAUCUCUGAUUAGCGCAUUGCUCGGAGGCUCUGGCCCCAUUCCGACAUCCCUUGUCACGCUUCCGGGUGGAAUAGUCGAGACCCUUACUGGUGAUUUGGGCUCGCUGGUCGGCACGGUCACAACCGACAUUGGCGGUAUACCCACAACCCUGACGGUCAACCUACCCAACGUGGAGAUUCCCAACCCGUCCGGGGCUCUAUCUUCGUUGGGCUCGCUCCUUGGCAAUCUGGGGUCUCCUCUGCCAACCUCGGUGGUCACCUUGGCGGAUGGCACGGUUUCAACGCUCACGGCAGUAGCGGGUCUUCCCAUCCCCACCCUGACGGCGGUCAUCUCAGGGGUUCCGACGACUCUGGCACCGAUCAGUCUCCCCACCAACCUACCGCUCGACCCUACACAGGUCCUAUCAGCAGCCACCUCGCUGCUUGAUAGCUUGAACUCUGCCUCUGUUAUUCCGGGUGGUCCGAUCCAGAGCCUCACCAGCCAACUCAGCUCGCUCCUGGUCGCAGCAACCAGCCAGCUCUCCGCCCUGCCGACGAGCGUGCCGGCGGUCAACCCCGGGCCGAUAUUUGCGCCGCCCAACAUCGCAGAGCUCUCGUCCCUCGUCUCGUCGCUGCUCAGCAACUGGUAUCCAGCCACGGCCAUCCCCAGCGGCGUCAUCGACAGCUUCGUCACCAAGCUGCUGCCUCUUUUCGGCCCGGGCCUGCUGACGCCGGCCACGACGACGGGGAUCCUCCUCCCGACCGGCUUGGCGCCCAUCCCUUCGCAGGUCUCGUCGCUCGUCACGUCCAUCCUCGCAGACGUCGCCUCGGCCACCGGCGUGCCCAGCAGCGCCGUCCAGAGCAUCAUCAGCGAGCUGGGCCCGGCGUUGAGUUCGGUGGCGUCUCAGACGCUGCCGCUGCCCACGGCCGUCCCUACACUAGCCCUUCCGACAAGUCUCCCGCCCGUCGACCCGUCGGCAAUUGCAUCUGCCGUCUCGUCCGUCGUGAGCGGCUUGCCGCUGGCCACGGGAGUUUUCACCCUACCCGACGGCACGGUCCAGACCGUGACGGGGCUUGUCAACCCGCCCCUUGCAACCGUCACAACGGCGAUCGGAGGUGUUCCGACAACAUUGACCAUCGGCGGCCUGCCGGGCAUCGUAUCCUCGGUCGGGUCGUUGGUCGAGAGCCUGACUGCCCUCCCGCCGCUGGCUACUAGCUUGACGACACUUCCUAAUGGCGUGGUCGAGACGGUCACAGGCUUACUGGGCAGCUUGACUGAUGGCGGCGCCCUGCCGAUAGCAACGGGAGUGGUAACUCUCCCCGGCGGAAUUGUUACCACUGUGACUGGUGUUAUUAACAGCGCCGUUGGUGGGCUUCCACCGCUGGCUACUAGCGUAACGACACUUCCCAAUGGUGUGGUCGAAACGGUUACAGGUCUACUGGGUAGCUUAACUGGUAGCGGCGGCCUGCCGGUUGCAACAGGAGUGGUGACCCUCCCUGGAGGAGUUGUUACCACUGUCACUGGUGUCAUCAACAGCGCCGUUGGUGGACUUCCACCAGUGGCAACCGGAUUGACCACGCUCCCUGGUGGUGUUGUCGAGACGGUUACUGGCCUGCUCGGUACUGUGACCGGUACUAGCGGGCUGCCGAUAGCAACUGGAGUAGUAACCCUCCCUGGCGGAAUCGUUACCACUGUUACCGGUAUUGUCAACACCGCAGUUGGUGGGCUUCCGCCAGUGGCCACCGGAUUGACCACACUUCCUAAUGGUGUUGUCGAAACCGUUACUGGUCUACUCGGCAGUGUCACGGGUACUGGUGGUCUGCCCAUCGCAACCGGAUUGGUGACUCUUGGUGAUGGCACCGUCAACACGGUCACCGGCAUUAUCAACAGCGCAAUUAGUGGCAUCCUGCCAAUAGCAACCGGAUUGACAACACUAUCCGAUGGCACCGUCGGUACAGUAACUGGCAUUAUUGGAAGCGCCGGUACUGGCGUCUUGCCAGCAGCGACCGGAGUGUUCACCCUUCCUGACGGCACUGCUCAGACCAUCACAGGCCUACUGGGCAGCUUGACCGGCAGCAUAUUGCCAAUUGCGACGGGCGUGGCUACUCUUGCAGACGGCACUGUCAACACGGUGACCGGAGUCAUUGGUGGCGCAGGGACUGGUCUUCCGCCCGUAGUAACCGGAACAGUUACCCUUGCCGACGGCAACGUCCAGACGAUCACGGGUGCGCUUGGCAGUUUGACUACUGGCUUGCCGCCCUUGGCUACGAGCUUGGUCACCCUUCCUGGUGGUGUUGUUCAAACAGUUAGCAACCUGGUCGGUAGUCAGGGUGCAAUCCCGACCGCGGUGACCGGCGUCGUCACCCUUCCUGGUGGUGUCGUUCAAACGAUCAGCAGCCUGGUCGGUAGUCAGGGUGCUAUUCCGACCGUGGUCACUGGCGUCGUUACUCUCCCUGGUGGUAUUGUUCAAACAGUUAGCAGCCUGGUCGGUAGUCUGGGUGCAAUCCCAACCGCGGUGACAGGCCUGACGACCCUUCCCGACGGCUCCGUGCAAACCCUCACCAACCUGGGCGGCAGUCUUGGCUCAGCCCUACCCGGAGUGACAGGCCUGACGACUCUUCCCGGCGGCGCCGUGCAGACCCUCACGGGCCUGUUGAGCUCACAGAUCAACGCAGUCCCUACGGGCGUCGCCACCGUGCCAGGGCGGCCCGCCAAUGUCAUCUCCGGCCUUUUGGAAGCCAUCAACGCAAUCAUCAACGCCAUCAGCGCGCUCCUGUCCAGCCCCGGGGGCUUGAGGGAUCUGCCCAGCAACGAGGUUUCCAGGAUCAUUGGAGCAGCUACUUCGCUCAUCGGUGGUCUCACGGGCGUUUUCCCCGCGCCGACGGCCGUGACCACCACGCUGCCCGGCGGCGGAAUCCAGACCUUGACCGGCGGCGUGGUUACAAACGUCGCCAGCGUCACCACCGCCAUAGGCGGGUUACCCACCACGUUGGUGACCAGCCAGAUCUUGAGUCUUGGGGUGCCCAACUCGAACCUCCCCGGGGCCGUGGCAUCCGUGACUUCGUUCCUAGCUAGCCUGGCUUCGGAGCUGCCCACGCCAACCGCCUUGACAACCCUCGCCAACGGAGCAGUAGAAACAGUCAGCAAUGUGAUCGUCACGCAGAUCGCCACGGUGACGACGCAAGUCUCCGGAUUGCCCACCACGUUGGUCACGAGCCAGGUUAUCAGCCUCCCGCCUGCAAACACCAACCUCCAGUCGGCGAUUGCAUCCGCGACUUCUUUGCUGGGUGAUUUGACUACAAACCUGCCAUCGGCAACAGCCAUCACGACGCUGGCGGACGGCAGCCUCCAGACCUUGACUGGUGGACUCCUCACGCAGAUUGCCACCCUCACCACCCAGGUCUCCGGCCUUCCCACCACGCUAGUCACCAGCCAGAUCAUCAACCUGCCCAUUCCCAGCCAGACGCUGGAUUUCACCAGCCUCCUAUCCUCUGUAAACUCGCAGCUGGUGAGCUUGACAGCAAACCUGCCACUGCCGACAGCAACCGUCACCACCCUCCCCGACGGAACGGCGCAGACCGUCGCCGGAAGCAUCAUCACCCAGAUUGGCGUCGUCACGACCCAGAUCUCCGGAGUGCCUACGACCAUUCCCACCACCCAGCUGUUGACCGUGCCGUUGUCGAGCGUCCCGGCGCUCGUCGCAUCGGCCACGUCGUUGCUGGGUAGUCUCACUGCCAUUCAGCCGUUGCCGACGAGCGUGACUACGCUGCCCAACGGAGUCGUCAGCACGCUAACCGGUGUUGUCGGGGCGCUACCGACGCAGGUAGCUACUCUCACAACUGUUGUCAAUGGCGUGCCGACAACCAUCACGUCCGCGCUCCCGGGGUUGGUCAGCUCCUUGACUUCGCUUCUGGGCUCCCAGGCGACCGGGUUGCCCGCUACGCUCACGACUGUGAUCAAUGGCGUGCCGACGACAAUUGUCAAUUCAGGGCUCCCGAGUUUGGUCAGUUCUCUGACGGCGACGGCCUUGCCUGCGACAGUUACCACUGUGGUCAAUGGCGUGCCGACCACAAUUGUGAACUCAGGAAUUCCCGGCGUCAUCAAUUCUUUGACGUCCCUUGUCGGGUCCCAGGCUACAGCCCUGCCCGCUACGCUCACCACGGUGAUCAACGGGUUGCCGACCACAAUCGUAAAUUCAGGGCUUCCGAGUUUGGUCAAUUCUCUGACGGCGACGGCCCUGCCUGCGACACUUACCACUUUGAUCAACGGAGUCCCAACUACAAUUGUUAAUUCGGGGAUUCCCGGCGGUGUCAAUUCUUUGACCUCCCUCGUGGGCUCGCAGGCCACAGCCCUGCCUACGACAGUUACCACUGUGAUCAACGGAGUCCCAACUACAAUUGUUAAUUCGGGGAUUCCCGGCGGUGUCAAUUCUCUGACUUCGCUUGUCGGGUCACAGGCCACGGCUCUACCCGCAACACUCACCACGGUGAUCAACGGAGUCCCAACUACAAUUUUGAACUCAGGGGUUCCCGGCGCCAUCAAUUCCUUGACCUCACUUGUGGGUUCACAGGCAACUGCGUUGCCAGCUACGCUCACCACGGUGAUCAACGGAGUCCCAACUACAAUUGUAAAUUCAGGGGUUCCCGGUGUCAUCAAUUCAUUGACCUCGCUCGUGGGCUCACAGGCGACCGGUUUGCCUGCAACAAUCACUACUAUAAUCAACGGUGUGCCGACUACAAUUGUAAAUUCAGGGGUUCCCGGCGCCAUCAAUUCCUUAACCUCACUUGUGGGUUCACAGGCAACUGCGUUGCCAGCUACGCUCACCACUGUAAUCAACGGGUUACCGACUACAAUCGUGAAUUCAGGGGUUCCCGGUAUCAUCAAUUCCUUAACCUCACUUGUGGGUUCACAGGCGACCGGCUUACCUGCAACAUUCACCACUGUCAUUAACGGGUUACCGACUACAAUCGUGAAUUCAGGAGUUCCCGGCGCCAUCAAUUCCUUGACCUCACUUGUGGGUUCACAGGCAACUGCGUUGCCAGCUACGCUCACCACGGUGAUCAACGGAGUCCCAACUACAAUUGUAAAUUCAGGGGUUCCCGGUGUCAUCAAUUCAUUGACCUCGCUCGUGGGCUCACAGGCGACCGGUUUGCCUGCAACAAUCACUACUAUAAUCAACGGUGUGCCGACUACAAUUGUGAACUCAGGAAUUCCCGGCGUAAUCACUUCAUUGACCUCCCUCGUGGGCUCACAGGCAACCGGUCUGCCUGCAACACUCACCACUGUGAUCAACGGCGUGCCCACAACAGUGGUGUUGCCACAGGGAUCCGGAGCCCUUGGUGGCGCUACUUCUCUGCUUGGUCCGGGAGUUUCCCAGUUCGCUACCAUCACCACCCUCAUCAACGGCUUACCAACCACCCUGACCUCGCUCCUGGGCGCUCAGGCCACCGCCAUACCUACGACCUUGACCAGUGUGGUCAAUGGCGUGCCUACAAUACUGACAACUCAGCUACCUACUCCAAUCCCCUCGCUGACAUCCGCGGUCGGGUCUCAAGUCACUGGUUUGGCAGCCACUCUGGUCAGCGUGGUCAGCGGUGUGCCUACAACAAUCACGACACAACUGGCCGUCCCAGUCGGGUCCUUGACAUCAGCCGUGGGUUCGCAAGCCACUGGACUGGCGGCGACGCUGACCACGCUCGUAAACGGUGUACCCACAACAAUUACUUCUCAACUGCCGGGGGUUGUUGGAUCGUUGACAUCCCUCGCCUCACAAGCUACGGCGGUCGCUGGUGCAACAACCAUAGCCUCGGGUGGCCCCAGCGCUCUCCCAACGCAGGCGCAGGGCGGCAUCCUAGAUAUCCUCUCGUCGCUCCUCGGCUCUGGCGGGUCAGGACCGGCGACUCUGACAGCCAUCAUCAACGGUCAGCCCACGACCUUGACUCUGAACCCCACCGGGGCCAUCCCCUCCACGCUCUUGACAGGCGGGUCUGGUUCUCUGCCCACAAACCUGCCCGGCUCCAUAAGUUUGGAUCCGAAUGCUGGAGCACCAGUCAGUACAGUGACCGCGGCCGUCACAAAUGUAGUCUCGGGUGUGACGCAGAUAGGAGUCACGACGCAGACAAUCCUCGCCUCUGGUUCGGGCCUACCCACGGGACUGACCACGCAGCUCUCAGGCCUCCCGACGGGCGGCACGGGGCUGCCCCUCCCAACCUCCACGGGUGGAGUUGGCGUCCCGCCGCUCGGAGGCCUACCGUCAGGCGUCAUCCCUGUGGUGUCGUCUAUUGUCACCCAGAUAUCUGGCCUGCCGGUGACUUUGGUGUCCACCGUGAUCCCGACCCUGGCGCAACCCACAGGCCAGGCGCCCUCUUUGUCUCUUCCAGGAACCGGGAGCGGUGGAGUGCUUCCAACUUCAAUCAUUAGCGCCGUGGUCACCCAGAUAUCUGGAGUCCCGGUCACCUUGACCUCUGGCCUCCAGGGCUUGCCGUUGCCGACCACUCUUGUCACCUCUCUGCUGUCCAGCUUACCAGGCCAGUCGGGCAUUCCUGGAGCAAGCGGUCUGCCGGGACAACUGUCGUCCCUUACAGCCAUUGUCAACCCGACUUCUGUCAUUGGAGGUCUUCCCGGCACUUCGGCGGUUGUUCUACCGGGAGGUCAGCCCCAACCCAGCGGGUCUGGCCAGCUCCCCGGGCCCGGUCAGGUUGGGCCACCAAAGGUCUGUUCCAACUCAGGGCUCGAACUCCUGCAAACCAUCGUCCCCAUCAGCGGCCUCGGCUCAUGGGUGGCCAGCGGCACGGCGGGAUUCGUCAAUACGGGCUCCGACCCUGCAUUCCCAUUCAUCAGCAGCAGCAGCAGAUAUCUACGUCUCGUAUCCACUUCAGGCGGCACAUGCUCCCUCUCCCAGCCCAUCACCCGCGCCAUCGUCGCCGACACGCUCACCAUCUCGUUCGAGUGGGCCUUUUUGGGCUCCGCGACCGGCUGCACCCUGUACGCGACGGCGGGCGUGCACAGCAGCUGCGUCAAGCCGUCGUUCAGCGGCGAGCGGGGCACGCAGGCCGUCACUUUCUCGACGGCCGGGUUGGGCGUCAGCGUCGCCUCGGUCGGGCAGCUGGUCAACUUUUCCUUGUCUUGUGCCGCGGGGGCUGGGUCUGGCGCUAUCAAGAUUGAGAAUUUGAGUCUUAGGGCUUGUUAA